Molecule: messenger RNA, 1674 nt
Organism: Copidosoma floridanum
Lineage: Eukaryota; Metazoa; Arthropoda; Insecta; Hymenoptera; Encyrtidae
Gene: Asator
Product: tau-tubulin kinase asator
Biological process (GO): protein phosphorylation
Molecular function (GO): protein kinase activity; ATP binding
Source: RefSeq, a predicted model, not a curated record
AUGUCCAGUCAAAACGAUGAAGUUUAUGACGUAACGGAACAACGUGAGAUUUUACGCCGUGAAGCUAAAAAAAGAUGUGAUAGCAGACAACUGUCAAGAAAUAGUAAAACUCAAACUUUGCGUGACUGCUCUAUAACUCAGUUUGCUCAAAUCGAUGAUGACAAUGUUUCUGCACUGCAACAAGUAACACGAGGUGGAGGUGGUUUAACUUUAGCAUCUCAAUGGAAGUCACAGUUUGACGAUUCCGAAGAAACAGAUAAUGAAUGGAAAGUUGAAAACUUACAGAGUCCGGAACAUAAGGGAAGCAAUUUAGUAUCUCUAUUUGGACAGGUUAUGGUACCUGAAAAAAAAGGAUGCAUAGCCUUGGAUACGUCUAAAAUAUUGGAAGCUGUUGAUAAUUUUUCUAAAACUCAAGCAGUGUCAGAAGAAAAGCAACCAAAACUACGUGAAAAAAAGUUAUUUUCAAAUAUGUUUACGACUGGAAUGAAAAAUUGCUUCUACAUUACAGAUUUGGUUAAGUAUCCUGAGUUACAAGGAAUUUUACCUAGAGCAUGGAGUCUUCCAGAAUUAGCGCCCCACAUUCGUUAUAACUUGGAAGGGCCAAUGGUUCAACUAGCUACAUUCCGAGAUUUGACAUUCAGUAUUGAUUUGAUGAGAAAUAUUGCUACACGAUCUACGAAGUAUAAAAAAAGUUCUAUUACUAAAAAAACAAGUAUGCCUAUUUUAAAUACUUUUUUUCCAAGUUUGACUGUCAAUUCAUCUAGUGUGGAUGAAGAAGAGCAAGCGAUUGCUGGCAGAUUAGAAAUACGAGUUUUUGAUGCCUCCGGUGGUACAACCAUCAUACAAACUAGGACUGAUAAAGAACCUUUGCGAACUUUAGUUGAAAGGAAGCCAUUGGAUAUAAAAGUUGAUGAGAAUAUUAAAAAAAAUCUACCUCCCUUGCGGCGUUGUGUCACACUACCCGACACCAGUUCAACUUUUCAUACAUCUAAUCAUUUUGGCUUCUCUGAAGUUGGAAAUCUUAUUGCAUGUACGCCAGCUCUUCGUCGUCGUCGUCAAAAUGAUAAAUCUGUUGAAGUUUUAAGUGAUCUGAAUCUUAGAUACCAGCAGUAUAAACGAAAUGAACUAAGACCUACAUCUGACUUAUUACUGAAUUCUCAUUCCAGAGGAGUACCAUCAUAUUUAUUAGGAGAGGUAAUUAGGCAGCCUAUUGAAAGUAGUGAUGAUACAGAAAAUAGUGAUGGACACAUGUGUAGUCAACAAACACAGCAACUGCCUCCUCCACCACCUCCUACAGCUCCACCUCCGCACUCUUCCGAAAACGAUGCCAGGUGUCGAAGGUUUAAACCUGUCACACAUCGAGCUACAGUCAACAAAGAUACGUGAGAUUUGGCAUCAAAAUAGUAUCCGUACAGUAACAUCAUCCUGAACUAAUAAAAUGUAAAAUAAUUACUCUUAAAUAAUUAUCGACGUAAUUUAUCAAAGCCAAAAACGUAUUGUGUGAUGCCUUUUCUAGGGUUAAAGUUGGAUGGCCAGAUAUCGAUAUAUGCUGAAAGAAAUGAUUAAUUGAAAUGAGACGGUAUAAGGUCAAAACUAGUAAAAAGUCACUAAAAAUUUUAAGAGCAACAUCUUUAGAUAUUUUAUAAUUGUGUUAGAUAUUUAAGAAAUAAAAAC